AUGCCGUUCAAAGCCAAACUCACACACAUGUUUCUCCAUCUCUAUCUCAACUCACACAUGUUUCUACCUACGCGCUUAUGAUAAACAUAAACAUAAGACACUCUCCUGGCUGCUAUGCUAUAUAGUAGUAUAUAUACUAUUGUUUAUUCACUUUGUUUCUUCAACUAAUUCUCACUGACUUUCCCACCUAACCACUUUGAAUAUCCGGCGGCAAGGUAGUUUUCCGACGACCCUUUUGGCCGGAGAUCAUGAGGGUGGUGAGCAUGAGCUCGGUGAGCUUGUUUGGCUUGUGGGCUGGCAGGAAUUUCGGCGGCGGUGGGGGAGAGGAGAUUGUGUUUGGAUCACUUAAGUGGUAUGUUUAUGCCGGAGUUUCGUGCAUUCUGGUGCUGUUUGCGGGGAUCAUGUCCGGGCUUACGUUGGGAUUGAUGUCGCUUGGAGUUGUGGAGCUGGAGAUUUUGCAGAGGAGUGGCAGUGAUAAGGAGAAGAGGCAAGCAGCUGCUAUAUUUCCGGUUGUCCAGAAGCAACAUCAGCUUCUUGUUACCUUGCUUUUGUGUAAUGCGGCAGCUAUGGAGGCUCUCCCAAUAUUCCUGGAUAGGAUUUUUCAUCCUGUUGUUGCCGUUGGGCUGUCAGUGACUUUUGUACUUAUUUUCGGAGAGAUUAUCCCGCAAGCCAUAUGCAGCAGAUACGGGCUUGCUGUCGGUGCCAAUCUCGUGUGGCUUGUUCGAUCUUUGAUGAUGCUCUGCUAUCCUAUUGCAUAUCCUAUAGGAAAGGUUCUUGAUGCUGCCUUGGGACAUAAUCAUGUUUUAUUCAGGCGUCCGCAACUGAAAGCUCUCGUCUCUAUUCAUGGCCAAGAGGCUGGUAAAGGCGGUGAACUCACGCAUGAUGAGACUACCAUCAUAAGUGGAGCACUUGAUUUAACAUUGAAGACUGCGGAGGAGGCUAUGACACCUAUUGAAUCCACAUUUUCACUAGAUGUCAAUUCCAAAUUAGAUUGGGAAGCAAUUGGAAAAAUCCUUGCGCGAGGUCAUAGCCGAAUACCCAUCUUCUCCGGGAACACGAAUAACAUUAUUGGACUUUUACUGGUCAAAAGUCUUUUAACAGUUCGAGCAGAAACUGAGACUCCCGUUAGUGCUGUUUCUAUCAGAAGAAUCCCUAGAGUACCGGCAAAUAUGCCCUUGUAUGAUAUUCUCAAUGAGUUUCAAAAGGGGAGCAGUCAUAUGGCAGCUGUUGUCAAAGCAAAGACCGGAAACACUGUGUCAGAUGCUGUUGAAGAGAAAGGUGUUGGAAAUAAAUAUCCUAAUGGAAAUCACCAGUUAACUGUCCCCCUGCUGUCAGAGAUCGAUGAAGAAUCAGAUAGUUUUGUGGUUGAAGUAGAUAAUUCUUCAAAUACUACGGUGCAUAAGCAAACUUUGAUCACAGAGGAUGGCGUAACAGUAACAGAUGUGGCGGAUAGUAUUGAAGACGGAGAAGUCAUUGGCAUAAUCACCCUGGAAGAUGUAUUUGAAGAGCUUUUGCAAGAGGAGAUCGUUGAUGAGACUGAUGUGUACAUUGAUGUGCAUAGAAGGAUACGUGUAGCUGCUGCAGCUGCUGCCUCAUCAAUCGCACGCGCGCCUUCAAAUCGGAAGUUGAUGCCAAAGGCCGGCCAGGGGAAGCAAGGCGAAACACAAAGCCCGCAUUCAAGACCAACAAGAAUCGCCAAGGAACCGAUGUCAGGAGCCAACAGAUGAUCACAUAGUCUAUAAACAUCACAAUUGUAAAGUUCUGUUAAGCCUUGUUUUUGUUUACUUCAUUUUACCAAAACUUGUAGUUCUACAAGAUUGUAAAUUUAAGUAUAAGUUCGUAGAUUUCAUUGAAGUGGACAAAUGUCCAUGCAAUUUUAGGUUCUGUUUUUGUCAGUUUAGGGUGUGAACUGUAAAGAACUAUUCUAUUAUGUAGUUCUUUGCAGAGAAGAACAACAAUGUUUACAAAGGGAGUUUUAGAAAGUUUGUGAUUUGCAUGAAGAUAUCAGUAGUUUUAAUCACACAAAGUUAUUGCAUAUAUGUUACAGACUUACAGUA
This is a messenger RNA of Daucus carota subsp. sativus, 2057 nucleotides long. Its product is annotated as DUF21 domain-containing protein At4g14240-like. Gene Ontology annotation, biological process: magnesium ion homeostasis. NCBI's taxonomy places the organism in Eukaryota, Viridiplantae, Streptophyta, Magnoliopsida, Apiales, Apiaceae. The coding region runs from base 249 to 1727 and encodes 492 amino acids. The record is from RefSeq and is a predicted model, not a curated record. The transcript is spliced from 13 exons.